Molecule: messenger RNA, 1239 nt
Organism: Ziziphus jujuba (common jujube)
Lineage: Eukaryota; Viridiplantae; Streptophyta; Magnoliopsida; Rosales; Rhamnaceae
Product: triacylglycerol lipase 2
Exons: 9
Coding region: 1-1212 (403 amino acids)
Biological process (GO): lipid metabolic process
Molecular function (GO): hydrolase activity, acting on ester bonds
Source: RefSeq, a predicted model, not a curated record
AUGGCUAAAAUAUGGACCACCACUCUACUUCUGGUGGCUCUUAUUUGUAUGUCAGCAGCAGCAGCAGUAGAAGCAAGAACCAAAUUGUACCCAAUCAAUGAUCAAGGUGCUAAUAAUAGCAUUUGCAAAACAAUGGUGGAGACACAAGGCUUUGUUUGCCAAGAACAUCAAGUGACAACACAAGAUGGAUACAUUCUUGGAUUGCAGAGGAUUCCAGUUGGGCGUUCGGGUAAAACAGCAGACAAACCACCAGUUUUGCUACAGCAUGGACUCUUCAUAGACGCUGCAACAUGGCUAUUCAAUUCCCCUGAUGAGUCUUUGGCAUUUAUCUUGGCAGACAAUGGUUUUGAUGUGUGGCUUGCUAAUUCUAGAGGGACAAUGUCUAGCCAGGAACACAAGUCACUUAGUCCUAAUGAUCCGGCCUACUGGGAGUGGUCAUGGGAUGAACUGGCUUCUCAUGAUCUUCCUGCUGUAUUCAAGUAUAUUUAUGGUCAGACAGGGCAGAACCUUCACUAUGUUGGGCAUUCUUUGGGAACUUUGAUUGCUUUGGCUGUUUUCUCCCAACACCAACUCCUGAACAUGAUCAGAUCAGCUGUCUUGCUUAGUCCAAUUGCUCAUCUGCAGAAUAUCCAAUCCAUGCUCAUGAAAGCGGCUGCUCAGGAUUUUUUAGCUGAAGAUCUGUACUGGUUGGGUCUUCAUGAAUUUGUUCCAAAAGGGCUAGAAGCUGCCAAACUUCUGAAUCAACUAUGCAAACUACCAGGAAUUGACUGCUCAAACUUAAUGACUGCCUUCACAGGGCCAAAUUGCUGUGUUAAUUCUUCCAAGGCAGAUAUUUUUCUUCAACAUGAACCUCAGUCUACAUCCACCAAGAACAUGAUUCAUUUGGCUCAGAUGACCAGAACUGGAAAUAUAACGAAAUUCGAUUAUGGAAAUGAAGAGGGAAACAUGAAUCACUAUGGGCAGCCAACUCCUCCAGUGUACAACAUGAGUAGCAUCCCAAAUGAGCUUCCACUUUACCUCAGCUAUGGAGGGAAAGACACACUUUCUGAUAUGAAAGAUGUGCAAGUUUUGCUAGACGACCUAAAAAACCAUGAUAAAGACAAACUGGUGGCUCAGUACAUUGAAGACUAUGCUCAUGCAGAUUUUGUUAUGGGUGUUAAUGCUAACAAAGUUGUAUAUGAUCCUUUGAUGGCCUUCUUCAGCCUCCACUGAGUUUUCACUUCCAAGUUGCUGCUCUAC